Messenger RNA from Peniophora sp. CBMAI 1063, 1500 nucleotides. The record is from the annotation of a GenBank genome assembly. NCBI's taxonomy places the organism in Eukaryota, Fungi, Basidiomycota, Agaricomycetes, Russulales, Peniophoraceae.
AUGACUUCUACCGACCCAGAAAAGACGGAUGAGCUCCAGGACGAAGAAAAGCUCGCGAGGGAGUCUCGCGCAGUGGAAGAGCACUACGAGGACGCUGCCUCGGAGAGCAGUAUAGACAUCAAGGCGGAAAAGGCAUUAGUGCGCAGACUGGACCUACGCAUCCUGCCAAUAGCCUGCCUCAUGUACCUUGUCGCAUAUUUGGAUAGGUCGAACAUCGGCAAUGCGCGUACCAUGCCGCAGAGCAUCGAUGCCGUCUUAGGAGGUGACCCGACAGGCGCACUAUUCAACUGGAUCACGUCCGUCUUCUACUUCUCAUACGUUCUCUGCCAGGUGCCUGCCACUCUGCUGGCUAAACUCUUCCCACCGCGCUUGUACCUGGGUGUCUCUGCCAUCGGUUGGGGGGUCAGUUCGACGCUGAUGUCCACGGGAUUCAACUUCGCUGGCUUGAUGGUUUGUCGCCUAUUCUUGGGGGUCUUCGAGGCGAUGUUCGGCCCGGGAAUCCCAUUGUACUUCUCGUUCUUCUACACGAAGCAUGAGAUCGGUCUGCGAUUGGCUUACUGGUUCGGAUUUGCGGCCGUCGCAGGCGCUUUCGGCGGACUUAUCGCAUAUGGUGUUGCACACAUCGACUCCUCUGUCGCCGAGUGGCGGCUGCUCUUCAUCAUCGAGGGAAUCCCGGCCGUUCUGCUAGGCUUCGUGGCGAUCACGCUGCUUCCAAACCGUCCGGAGUCUACCACAUUCUUCAACGAGGAGGAACGGAAGAUCGCACUCGCGCGUCGCAAUCGCGGGACGAGCGGAGACAAUGGCUACGGUAUUCUAAGGCGGCAUGUCGUGGCUGCAUUCUGCGACUGGCGCAUCUACAUGGGAGGCGUCAUCUACUUUGCGGCUAACGCUGCUCUCGCAAGUAUCUCCGCCUUCUUACCCACCAUCUUGACGACUUUGAACUUCACCGACGCAAGGGCGAACUUGAUGACAGUGCCACCAUAUGCUGUUACAGCUGUGGUGUUAACAGGUUCAUCUUGGUUAUCGGAUCGCAUCCAGCUACGCGGCCCGUUCGUAUGCUUGUACGCCUGUAUCGGUGCAAUCGGCUAUCUGAUACUCCUCACUGUACAUGAUAACGCGCACGUUCGAUACUUCGCGGUGUUCUGCAUUGUCGCCGGGACGUAUACAGUCAUUGGGAUCAUGAUUGCAUGGUACGCACACAACCUGGGAUCAGAGACGAAGCGUGCGGCGGGAACACCUCUGUACAUGGCUAUCGGGCAAUGUGGUAGCGUGCUUGGAUCCCAUCUCUUUCCUAAGACUGAUGGUCCACACUACGAGAAGGACUUUGCAGUGUUGUGCGCCCUGGAGUUCUUAGCAGCUAUAUGCGCGGCGAUUCUCUAUGUACACUACUUAAGGGAGAACUCGCGUCGAGAUCGUGUAUACGGCAAGGUACACCCGGAUGCACUCGUCGAUACAUCCGACUUGGCGGACCGAGCACCGAACUUCCGCUACAAUGCAUAA